Molecule: messenger RNA, 1212 nt
Organism: Brassica rapa (field mustard)
Lineage: Eukaryota; Viridiplantae; Streptophyta; Magnoliopsida; Brassicales; Brassicaceae
Product: E3 ubiquitin-protein ligase RMA3
Biological process (GO): ubiquitin-dependent protein catabolic process
Cellular component (GO): endoplasmic reticulum
Molecular function (GO): ubiquitin protein ligase activity; metal ion binding
Source: RefSeq, a predicted model, not a curated record
CCAGUAAAAAUAAGAAACUAACCUUUAAGAUAUUUUAGUUUGUUCGGUAAUAAAGAAAAGGCUAAAACAAAGACGAAGAAGAAGCGAAGCCAUCACCGUCCUUGUCGUUAAAACCUCCAUUAAUCAUCACCGCACGUUGAAAAGACAUCGACUUGUAGAGCGAAUUAACAUCACCCAAUCCCUGAAACCCCCUCUCAUCGGCGAUUUUCCUCAUCUCCGACUCGAUAACAUAGCUGACAAUGUUAUGUGUUAUUGUGUUCCAUGAACAGUAUUUUACCUCCCAUGGAAUUAGAAGGGAACUUCUUCAUGUCUGAUGCUCAACAAGCACAUGACGAUUCCUUCUUAGCCAAACCAAAACCUAAUCUUGUCACUGGUCCUAUUGAUGGUCACAACGCUAACGAAAGUGGCUGUUUUGAUUGCAACAUCUGCCUAGACACAGCCCAUGAUCCGGUGGUCACUCUCUGCGGACAUCUUUUCUGCUGGCCUUGCAUUUACAAAUGGUUGCACGUUCAGUUAACAUCCGUCUCAAUCGAUCAGCACCACAGCAACUGCCCUGUCUGCAAAUCCAACAUCGCCGUCACCUCACUGGUUCCUCUCUACGGAAGAGGCAUGUCUUCCGACUUUGGCUCGAAGAAACAAGACGCAGUAAUACCACGGAGACCUGCUCCACCAAUCACUUCAGGAUCAUCUCUGAACCCAAGGUUGCAACAUCAUCGAACAAUGUCUCCAACGUUUCACAGCCACCGCAACCAAUACUCCCCUCGUGGCUUCACCACAACCGAAUCAACCGACCUUGCGAAUGCAGUCAUGAUGAGUUUCCUCUACCCGGUGAUUGGGAUGUUUGGGGACUUGGUCUACACCAGGAUAUUCGGAACCUUCACAAACGCAAUAGCUCAGCCUUAUCAAAGCCAGAGGAUGAUGCAGCGUGAGAAAUCUCUUAACCGGGUAUCCAUAUUCUUCUUCUUCUGCAUCUUCCUUUGCCUCCUUCUCUUCUAGCUCUCUCUCUCUCCCUCUCCCUCUUGUAUAGUUUUUGAAAUGUAUAUAAACUGUAAACUUUAUGGUAUAACAAGUACAGACACUAUUGUUCCGAGUUAGGUCUCAAAUGGCAGGCCAUUUACUCGCUGUGUAUUGCAUAUCUGAAGACAUAUACGUGCUUGUAUCUAAUCUUUAUGAACCAUAUAUAUAUAUAUAUAAAUAUUUGUUAAAGAAUCA